This is a messenger RNA of Beauveria bassiana ARSEF 2860, 867 nucleotides long. RefSeq lists its product as uncharacterized. Lineage: Eukaryota; Fungi; Ascomycota; Sordariomycetes; Hypocreales; Cordycipitaceae. The coding region runs from base 1 to 867 and encodes 288 amino acids. The record is from RefSeq and is a predicted model, not a curated record. The transcript has 2 exons.
AUGCCGUCACUCGUGUCUUGCCUUAUGGCAGGCUUCGCCCUUGCCAGCCGCGCGGCGGCCCUAAGCUACUCGUCGUCUGAAAUCUACGAAUCCUCCAGCUUCGAAUCGCAUCACUCUCAGACGAGCAGUUCAAGCACAAGCUAUCUAGAUGCAAAUGGGAAAUGGGUGACGCACCGACUCUCACUGGACAGCAGAAGCCCGUUGCUCACCUUUGAAUAUGGGACCAGCCAGCCGUCGGGAAACAACUGGAUUGGAGUCUGGCCUAAAGAUGACGCACAAGCGCCGACCUGGGGCAGCGCCGCGUGGGAUUACGCCAAAGAAAGCUCGGGCUCCCUCCGCAUUACACCUCCCAGCUCCAUGAAGGCUGGCGAGUACAAGGCCUAUCUUUUAUCUAACGACCGAACUAUUCUCGCUUUCAUCGAGAGCUUCGACUACAGCCCAACCAGCAGCGUGGCUUUCAGCGUCAAAACUCACUAUUACAUCAACUGCCGCGGCAGCGUCAACAAUAACGUCAACGUCAUGCCAGGCAACGGCGUCUGCGUCAACACAAACUGCGGCGUCGGCAGCCUUGAAAUUCCUAGCGUCGGAAGCUGCCCUAACGGCCAAGUCCGCAUUAGCUACUGGCAGAAUGCUGACUGCGCAGGCGAAUGGUACGGCUACGGCUACGGAAGUAGAGGUACCUGCCGCGGGCUGUGGUCAGACGGCUGGAGCUUCAAGUCCAUGUGGCUGUCCUGCGCCGAACCAAGCAGCGACUGCAUCGAGCAGGGAACCUGCACCGCCGACCCAGAACCGUCUGUCGGCGUCUGCCGCGCCCCCUCCCGCCUUAGGACCCGGUACAGCGCAGGCCGUACCGUGUCUGCGAAUUAG